GUCACGUGGUUCUCGCACACACGCGGGAAUGAGAGUGCUGCUGCUGCUGGUUCAGUGUUUCUAAACGGGGUUAUUUUGUAUUAAACUGUAUUAAAGCAGGAUUUUAGACACUGUACACGUGGACCGUGUUUUCAUUCAAAUGUUCACAAGGAAGCUGCUGACUCUGGUGCUGGUGGUGCAGCCCGAGCGGGUGCUGCUGGGUAUGAAGAAGAGGGGCUUCGGGGCGGGGAAGUGGAACGGCUUCGGGGGGAAAGUCCAGACAGGAGAAAGCAUAGAGCAGGCAGCUCGACGGGAACUGCUGGAGGAAAGUGGGCUUACUGUAGAUACUCUACACAAGAUUGGAAAUAUCACGUUUGAGUUUGUUGGAGAUACAGAGCUGAUGGACGUCCACAUAUUCAGAGCUGACUCUUAUAAUGGCGAGCCCACCGAAUCUGAGGAAAUGAAGCCUCAGUGGUUUGACAUUGAUAAAAUCCCCUUCAGUCAGAUGUGGGCGGAUGACGUGCUGUGGUUCCCGCUGAUGCUACAGAGGAAGAAGUUCUUGGGAUACUUUAAAUUCCAGGGUCACGAUGUGAUAUUGGAACACAAACUGGACGAGGUGCAGGAGAUCUGAUCAGAUUUUCACACCUCUACUGACUGUCCUCUUCACACUAUCAGAGGGAGUGAUGGCCCCCCGUUCACACACUGUUGAGGGAAGUGAAGGAGUUCUGGGCUCAUCAAAAGAUGCCCCAUCAUCAGGUGGUCCACACUAGCGGAGAUGAACUCUUAACUUCGCUUUUGAGUUUGUUUUUGUUGUUCCAUAUUUUUCGCACUAUAAAGUGCAUCGUAUUAUAAGGCACAUUAUCAAUAAACGUCCAUUUUUAUAUAUAAAGUGCACUGGAUUAUAAGGCACAUUAUGCAACACUAGUAAGGCACAUGGGUGUCACCAUGUUUUCCUUCUAAUUCAGCAGACCUAUGAAGCUAAGUUAAGUUAAUUAAACAAAACAAAACAAAAAAACAUUUUUCAACAAGUGAUGGACGUUAAUCUACAAAAAAUUCUCUUUUGAAAACUGUUUAUUUGGGUGAGUAAAGUGCUUCCAGUUAUUUAGUUAUUAUAUAAACUUAGAUUUCCACUAAGGCUAGUCGUAGUUAGCGGCUAAUGACAACUGACAGCACUACACUGAGGAACCCUGAGUGUUCCAGUAAGCCAGGGUGCUAUCAGCUAGUGGUUUGUCCCACGUAGCUUGUUUUAACACGGCAAACACUCAGGCUACAUUCAGAUAUACUCGCCUCUGAACGUUGAAAGAGCUAGUGCUUAGCGGCUAAUGUAAAUCCUGCUCCAGCAGUGCUAGCUGGGGUUAUCAGCAGACUACAGGCUGAUAAUACCCACCUCUGAACGGCAAAAGAGCUAGCGCUUAGUGCGAUGAGCGGCUAAUGCUAAUACUGAUCCAGUCUCGGUGCUGGAGAACUAAACUGAAACUCCUGUAUAAAGCUGUACUUUAGCGCUAGGGCUUUACUGCUCAUUCAUAAGGAGCACCGCAUUAUAAGGCACACUGAUGGUUUUUGGGAAAAUGUAAGGAUUUUAAUUGCGCCUUAUAGUGCAAAAAAUACGAUAUGGUUUAAAAAUGUAGUUUGUCUUUUUUACCAUUGCAUUGCACCUUUACUGCUUGACUUUAUUGGAUUUUAGUAAUUUUUCUAUGAUUAGAUUCGAUUAGAGUUAAGGUAAGACUCUAUAACACAAUCACUAUUAAGGGUGGGAAUCACAGUACAUCUCAUGAAAACAAUUAUUAUAUUAUACUGUGAUUCUGUGAUAGUGUAUGUAUAUUGCUCAGUAUAUAAAAAGACCGUUUUCUACGAUACUUCAUGGCAUCUGUGUUACUGAAGUGGAUAAAACACUUCUAAAUAAGCAAAUAAAAAGGAUUUUACAGAAUUUAACAACCAAUAUUCUUCACCACAGGUUUUUUCGCAAUACCGAUAUCGCAAUACCGAUGUUUUGUCCCACUCCUACUCACUGAUUUUGUAAAAGCUGCUACAGGGAUCGUAUUUAAGAUUCCCAACAUAUGGCCUUUUAUAUUGCAUACAUAGUAAAUUUUCUUUGGCCAGUCAAAGCGGUGCAAACUUUACAGAUCAGAUUUAGUCCCAAAUCUAAGUUUUAGUCCCGAUUAAGUACCGUAUUU
Molecule: messenger RNA, 2153 nt
Organism: Astyanax mexicanus (Mexican tetra)
Lineage: Eukaryota; Metazoa; Chordata; Actinopteri; Characiformes; Acestrorhamphidae
Gene: nudt1
Product: nudix (nucleoside diphosphate linked moiety X)-type motif 1
Exons: 4
Coding region: 140-610 (156 amino acids)
Biological process (GO): DNA protection
Molecular function (GO): 8-oxo-7,8-dihydroguanosine triphosphate pyrophosphatase activity
Source: RefSeq, a predicted model, not a curated record